CUGUGCCCCAGGAAGGGUGGAAGAUAAGAAGAAGCAUGUAUUCUCUACUAUACAGAAUUUAUGAUGGGUCCCUGUCCGUCGUGUGCGAUUUGGUUAAUGAACUAGCUGUGCCUGUAUCACUAGUCUAAGGGUGCCUGUGCCACUGUGUGCUCCCUGUGUCACGCCGCUUGGCUACCCUCUGAGAGACUCCAGCUCGUCAACCCCUGGGCUCUAACGCGGAAAUGAAGCUCGCGCGCGGCUGAAGCCAGAAAACACAGAUAAUCCCCGCAAAAAGGUGUAUGAAAACCACUUGUUCCUGUUUUCAGACGUCGAGGCAGAAGUUUUACAGCGAGCUCGAAGUGCGCUUCCCCGGAUCGCGCAUUCGAGGCACCGAGGGAGACGCGCUCUGCAAAGGCGGCUGUGUGUGCGUGGUGUCCGCCCGUCUGGUUGGAUGCGUUAGCUACGUGAAAUGGAGAGCAGGUGUUCAGACUCGGUGAAGGACGAUGAGGACGCGCUGUGGGAGAAUGUAGAGAACAACCGCUACAUCCUGAGCCGCCACAUCAAUGCUAGCAAGCUGACCCCAUACCUCCGACAGUGCAAGGUCAUCGAUGAGCAGGACGAGGAUGAGGUGCUCAACUCGCACAUGCUGGUGUCCAGGGUCAACCGAGCAGGCAGACUUCUGGAUAUCUUGCGCACUAAAGGUCAGCGGGGAUAUGUGGUGUUUUUGGAAAGUCUGGAGUUUUAUUACCCAGAGCUCUACAAACUGGUCACAGGCAACGCUCCCACUCGGAGGUUCUCAACGAUUGUCGUGGAGGAAGGGCAUGAGGUCCUCACACAGUUCCUCAUGAACGAGGUGCUCAAGCUGCAGCAGCAGACCAAAGACAAAGACAUGCAACGGGCGACCAUUAUGGGAAAGCACCGCACGUUGGAGGACGAGCACAAGAAGCUGCGGCUGGCCAACCAGGAGCUGCUGGCCUACCAGGAGCGCUACAAUAAGAUGAAGGAAGAGCGCAACCACUGCAGCGAGGAGCUCAGCAAGGUGAAGGACGACAACUACAACCUGGCAAUGCGCCUGGCGCAGCUGAGUGAAGAGAAGAACAUGGCUGUGAUGAGGAGCCGCGACCUGCAGCUGGAGAUUGACAAGCUGAAACACAGGCUGAAUCAUGUUGAAGAAGAGUGCAAUUUGGAGAGGAAGCAGUCGCUGAAGCUGAGGAACGAAAUGGAAAACCAGCCCCGCAAAGAGCAUAUCUUUCAGCUGGAGCGUGAGAAUGAGGUUCUGAAGAUGAAGAUUGAAGAGCUUGAAUCCCUUAUACAGCCAGGGAAGAAGGAGCUUCUGGACUCAGAGAGGGCCAUUGUAGACAUUCUGGAGCACGACCGUCAGGAAGCCUUGGAUGACCGCCAGGAACUGUUCACACGACUGUACAACCUGCACAUGGAGCUGCGGCAGGCUGAGGUUCUGAGGGACAAGUACCUGGAGGAGAAGGAAGACCUGGAGCUGAGGUGUUCUGCCCUGCUGAAGGACUGUGAAAUGUACAAGAACCGCAUAAACACGAUAACAAUACAGCUAGAAGAGGUGGAACGAGAGAGAGAUCAGGCUUAUCGUUCUCGGGAUGAGGCUCAGAACCAGUUCUCGCAGUGCCUAAAGGACAAGGAUAAGUACCGCAAGCAAAUCCGUGAGCUGGAGGAGAGGAGUGAUGAGCUGAACCUUGAGAUCAUGCGCAAGGAGGCGAAGACAGUUAACCUGACCUCGAAACUGAGACGCCUCUCCAAGGGUAGUGCAUGGGAUCAGAGUUUGCCGCGGGAUGUUCCACUUGCCAUGCUGCCUCAGAUAAUGGGUCAGGACGGUAAGAGAGACAGUAUGUUUGAGGACACAGUGAUGAGCAUAGCCAGCGAUGAUUCCCCAGAUGAUGAUGAGUUCUUCCAGUGUGAACCUCAGUUGAAACGCAGGCCCAACCUCAAAGGAGCUGGGCACCAGUGGUGUCGCAACAGUGUGAUGUCCACUGUUCCUGAGCCUCCAGGAAAUGAGUCCAUCGUGAGGAGGAGCAAAGAGGGCGAGGAGAACCCAUUCCCACGAAGCCGUUUCGACUUCGAGAAUGACACUGCUGAAAACACUGAACUUUGUGAUGAGGAACCCAGCAAGUUUUUUCAUGAGGCCCUUUCAUUCCAAUCCUCCUCCUCAUCCCACCAGUCAGAGAGCUUAGACUCAUAUGACCUGGAGCAGGUCAGCAGCAUCUUCCGGAAGCUUUCAAUAGAAAGACCCUUCCGGCUCUCCAUGUCGUCCUUCCUGCCUGGCAACAGCUCUGUGCGGCCCAUACAAGAUGUCUCACUGCCUGGGGACUCCAUCCUGUCGGAGGUCUCACUAGUGGGCGGGAACAUCAGUGGGAUCUUCAUCUCAUCCGUCCAGCCUGGGUCCAAUGCAGAGAGAGUUGGUCUGAGAGAGGGCCACCACCUCUUACUGCUGGAAGGGUGUGUCCAUGGGGAUCUUCAGAGUGUUCCUCUGGACACAUGCACUAAAGAGGAGGCCUACUGGUCACUGCAGAGAUGUGUUGGGGAGAUCAAACUGCACUUCAGGUCCAACAACGAAGGAUACAGGAAGCUGUUGAAAGAGAUGGACGAGGGCACUCUGACAUCAGGAGACUCGUUUUACAUCCGUGUGAACCUAAAUUUGUCAGGCCCGCCGGACGGGUGCUCUAUGUGCUUGUGCUGCGAUGAGGUGGUCCAUGUGCUGGACACCAUGCACCAGGGGAAGUAUGAGUGGCUGUGUGCCCGUGUUGACAUGCUCACCAACAAAGACCUGGAGAGGGGCACCAUCCCCAGUUACACAAGGGCCCAGAAGCUCCUUCUGGUGAAGCUCGAGAAACUCAUCUGUAGUGGUAGUCGAGAUGAUGCGGACUGCCUUCGUGGACUCAGGAAUACAUUGCGGCCCGAAGACUUGCCAUCUCAAGCAGACUCUAAAAACAGCUCUCGAGCAUCUCGUGCAAGUCUCCUAAUUGGACAAAUCUUACAGUUUGUCAGCAGGACUGACAACAAGUACAAGAGGAUGAACAGCAAUGAAAAAGUGCGGCUCGUGAGUGGGGGCAACGGGACACUACCUAAGCCUGGGUUUGAAAGUAUGAAGCAAGAGUACUCCGAUACAGAGAGUGACCUGAACAAGAGUUUAAACCUGAUCCCAUACAGCCUUGUGACUCCUUACCAUUCCCAGACAAAGAGGCCAGUCCUCUUUGUCCCCAACACUCUGGCCAAAGCCAUAGUGCAGAAGAUCCUCAAUUUAGGAGGAGCCAUGGAAUUUGAUCUCUGCAAGCCAGAUAUUGUCACAAAGGAGCAGUUUCUUCGGAAGCAAAAAAUAGAGCCCAUUAUUUAUUCAAAGGAGAAGCAUAGUGAUUCAUUUGAAUGUAUCACUCCAGAAAAUCUUGAAGCAGUUGCGACCAAGAAUAAACAUUGCUUGCUGGAGUCUGACCUCAGCUGCACAAAGGAUUUGCUCAGAAGAGAAAUAUAUCCCAUUAUCAUCUUUAUCAAAGUCUGCGAGAAGAACAUUAGAAAACUGAGGAGGCUGCCACUGAAAAUUGAUUCGGAGGAUGAGUUUCUGAAGAUAUGCCGUCUGAAGGAGAAAGACCUUGAGAGUCUGCCUUGUCUCUACACCUCUGUGGAACCUGACUCCUGGAGUGGGGUAGAAGACCUGCUGAAGAUCAUUAAAGACAAAAUUUUAGAGGAACAGAGGAAGACAGUAUGGAUAGAGCAGGAUCUCUUGUAGGAAAGGAUUAAGAGUGUAAAUUGUAUAAAUUACAACCCAUAAAUAACAAGCUGCUAUGUGGCAAUUAUACCCAUCCGCUUUUAUCCGAAUGUAACCCGGCGCUACAUCUGUGUAGAUUGAUUUGAUAGAAUUUCAUUAUAUUCUGUUAAAGAAGUGCAAGUUAAUGACACUUUUCAGUAUUACAUGGAAACAGCAGUGACAGACUAAUUCUAACAUCUGUCUAAGGAAUGUCACAUGUUUAAGGAAUGUAUGCUUGUAGGAGACAUUCUCAUUUUACCAGCAAAAUGUUUAAGAAAUUAGUUUAUCAAUGGAUGGAGUUUGUCAGCAAUGUAACGUGUUAGAAAAUAAGCAGAAAACAAGUUGUACAGCCCUUUGUAGAGUAGACAGUAGUUAUCAUGACUUUGUUUCUCCAGUUACUCUUAGUACUUACUUGCCAGCUCUUAAAAUAAGGAUAUGUGAAGGAGAACACAAUGCAGCAUUUUGCCUAAUCUUGAACUGCGUCAGUGUCUGUUCCCAGUGUCCUCGGUGUAUCCACACAGCUGUUUGUUUGUUCAACCACAGGGACUUGUUACAAAUGUGAGCAACACACACAGCUGUGUAUGUGUUCAGCUGCUGGGACUAAUUACUGAUCUCAGCCAGCGGCUCAGUUGGUCAGAGCAGUUUCACUGGAGGUUUGGUGCGGUCACCUCACAUGAUUGUCCGAAUACCAAGUGUAAUAAUGUAUAACAGGAGAAGGGUGCGAUUUGUUACACCAUAUUUUCCCAUCAGCGGGAUAAACAUGAUUCUUUAAAAUGAAACAAACAAUGGCCUGUAUGCUGCCUGUUUAUGUAGUUUUUGAACUACAUGAGUCUAGACUUGGUACAAAGAGUAGAACCCACUACAACGGUAUUCAGGGACAAGUCUUUACGAAUAAUGAAGUAGCUAAGUAAUUUGUCUUAUGAUGGUCUUUUGCUCUAAAGUCUUCCUCGGGCAUUUUUGUACAUCCUAUGCCUUUGAAGCAGCAAGUAGUAAUUAAGGACAUGGAUUUAUACUUGAAGUUAUAAAAGGGACCCUGUUUGAACUGAAACAAUUCCAGUUUAAAAAGAAAACAGCUAUAUUAAUAGGCUCAGUGGAAAAAUAAUAACACAGUGGGCCUCGAACUUAACCUUUGAGUAGCAAAUGUUUUGUUACAAACUUUUUCAAGAAGUAUUAAGUAUGUAUUUUUUAAUAAAC
Molecule: messenger RNA, 4942 nt
Organism: Scleropages formosus (Asian bonytongue)
Lineage: Eukaryota; Metazoa; Chordata; Actinopteri; Osteoglossiformes; Osteoglossidae
Product: caspase recruitment domain-containing protein 11-like
Exons: 22
Coding region: 449-3730 (1093 amino acids)
Biological process (GO): regulation of apoptotic process
Cellular component (GO): cytoplasm
Molecular function (GO): CARD domain binding
Source: RefSeq, a predicted model, not a curated record